GAGAUGAGCAAUUCAAAUGGCUUUGUUCUGUUGAUACCAUGCACUGCGAGUCUGGUCGACUCCAGAAGCAUUUAAAUCUAUUAUUACCAAGUAUACUAGUCCAGUGGAAGGCCCGGGUAGACCAGCUGCUACAGCUGUCUGGAGUAGCAAACCACAGGGGUAGCUGCUGAGACCACCACUCGAUCAUCGAUGCAUCCGAAUGAUAUCCAUCACUCUGAUACCGAUCGAUCAUUACCAUCGUAGCUCUACAGUUCCCUGUACAUAGCUUCGUUGAUCGUAGUAUGCGGUGGAGCAGCCCUGCCCCGAGCCCUUCCGAAAGUAUUCCGCGGCGGCGAAAUUUUCUGCUGCCGUUUCCCCAUCCCCAGAUCUCUCCAACACUGCCAGAAAAGUCCACCCGUGUAUCUCCCUUUUUGUUUCGCUUCUCGGUCGUCUGCCGUUCUUGGGUUUCUUUUGGGGUAUUGGGGUGCUUGUGUUCUUUUCCAAUUGCCCUUUUGUCCUUGUACUAUAUUCCUUCUCAAGCCCUUUUUUUUCUUGUGCGCCUAGCGGCCCUGCUUUGCCAACAAAAAAACCCACAAGACCUUCUAUCUCGAUCUCGAUCUAAUCGAACAAAAUGUCGCAAACUAAUGGUGAAGUGGAACACUCGAAAGAGGUCCCCGAGCAGCAAACAGAGCAGCUUACCAAUGGAAAUCACGCCGAAACGGAGCAGGAGGAGGAGAACAAUGGCGGAGGUGGGAAGGCCCUUUCAUCCGAGAUGAGAUUCUCGUUGCAGAUUCGAUGGCAGCCAAGCUAACAGCGCCUCCGGAAUACAGGUCUCUUCCAGAUCUCCGUGAAGCUUCCUCAUGAGCCAUUCAAGAUCCAGGUUAUGGUUUCGAGUCAAGAGCAAGUCCAAGACGUGCGUCAGUCGAUCGUUGAAUUGCCCGGUACCUUCCAGUACACUUGC
Molecule: messenger RNA, 940 nt
Organism: Penicilliopsis zonata CBS 506.65
Lineage: Eukaryota; Fungi; Ascomycota; Eurotiomycetes; Eurotiales; Aspergillaceae
Exons: 3
Coding region: 282-755 (157 amino acids)
Source: RefSeq, a predicted model, not a curated record